This is a messenger RNA of Trichoplax adhaerens, 2292 nucleotides long. RefSeq lists its product as uncharacterized. Gene Ontology annotation, molecular function: adenylate cyclase inhibiting G protein-coupled glutamate receptor activity. Lineage: Eukaryota; Metazoa; Placozoa; Uniplacotomia; Trichoplacea; Trichoplacidae. Gene Ontology annotation, cellular component: membrane. The record is from RefSeq and is a predicted model, not a curated record. The annotation marks the transcript as partial. The transcript is spliced from 2 exons. Gene Ontology annotation, biological process: G protein-coupled glutamate receptor signaling pathway; regulation of synaptic transmission, glutamatergic.
GCUAUCAUUUACGCUAUCGAACAAAUUAAUCAAGAUAAACAGCUAUUACCUAACAUUAAACUUGGCUACGAUUUACGCGACACAUGCGAUACAGCAAAUUUAGCUUCAAUCCAAGCUCUACAUUUUAUCACCAAAUCAAUAGAAGGCGACCAUCAAACUUCUGGAUAUCAUCGUAAUAAAAUAGUCGGCAUAGUUGGCGCCUUGCGUACUAAAGGAUCGUUCGCUGCUGCUACCAUACUUAGCAAUUUUGACUUAGCUCAAGUGAGCUACGGCUCAAGUAGUCGUAUAUUAGAUGAUAAAGAACGUUUUAAAACAUUUUUUCGCACAAUUCCAUCCGAUAUUUACCAAGCACGAGCUCUUGUCGACAUCAUAAAAUAUUUUCAAUGGAGUUAUGUUGGACUACUAGCUAUUGAUGAUGGCUACGGCGAAAUGUUGGCAAGUACUUUCACAUCCAUAGCGCUUCAAAAUAGCAUAUGUAUACCAGUUUAUCGUACAUUUCCACUCAAAUGGACCAAAAAGCAUCUGCGUGAAAUCAUUAAACAAUUUGUAAAACUGACCGAAAUUAAAGUCAUUCUCUUGUUUUGUACAGAAACUGAUGCAUCAGCAAUAUUUGAAGAAGCAUCACGGCAAAAUCUAAAAGGUAAAAUAUUUAUUGGUUGUGAUGCUUGGGGAUAUGGUCGCAAUAUAGCUAACAAAUUUCCUGAUGUGAUUGAAGGAGCACUAUCUGUCGCGUUUCCUUUCAAUCCAUUAUUAGCUUUUCGUCGCUACUUGCAAAGAUUAAAUAUAUGCGAAAAAGAAAAUCUUAACCCGUGGCUGUUUCAAUUUUUAUUACAACAACAAAAUAAUAUCACUCUAGGAAAAGAGCUUGAUUGUAAACUAAUGCAGGAAUUGUAUCUGCAACUUCUACAACAGGAUUCACAAGAUCCAUUAGAGUAUUCAGAUUUUGCGAUUGAUGCUGUUUAUGCCGUUGCUCAUGCAUUACAUCAGUCUUUACAUUGUAAUCAUACCGCCUGCCCUCUUCAUAAUUUAGAUGAAUUUAAAUCGAGCGAUAUUGUUAAUGCCCUCUAUAAUUUAACGUUCAAGUCUGUAACCUCAAAUUAUGUUUAUAUCGACGGAAACGGUCCUGGCCAUGGAGAAUAUACAAUAUUAAAUCAUCAAUACGACAGUAAAUCGAAUCAAUUUCAAUUUAAGCCCAUCGGCCGAUGGGAAUAUGACUUACGCCAUGAAAAUAUUAGUAAACUGAUCAUCAAUAAUUCAGAAGUAUCAUGGUCACGACAACAAAAAUUGCCAUUUAUACCAAUAUCACAGUGUUCUCGAGACUGCCAACCAGGAGAAUAUCGUCAAUAUUUCACUGAUAUGAAUUGCUGCUGGAAUUGUUUACCAUGUCCGAUAAAUUCCAUAUCUAACAUAACUAAUGCUCACAUGUGCUAUACUUGCGAUGUAGGAUUGAUACCCGAUCCGACACAAUCGCAAUGUAUUUUAGUUAAUAUCACCUACCUAACGAUAUCCCAUCCGCUGAUUAUUACCUUAAUAGUUAUCAUUAGCAUUGGUAUUAUAUGUGUGUUAGCUGUAUGGUCAGUUUUUAUAAAGCAUCAGCAGACAGCUAUCGUCAGAGCAUCUAAUAAUCUAUUUACCAAUUGCUUGUUAGCUGGUAUACUACUAACCUAUACAGUACCCGUCAUAAUUAUCUUGCCGAUAUCAUCAUUAACUUGUAAUUUAACCUAUAUCACCUUUAUGACAUCUUUUGCCUAUAUAAUGGCCGUAAUAUUAGCUAAAACGUAUCUGUUAAUUAAGAUUUUCUUUCCUCAAAGUCGGUUAGAUAAAAUUAUGCGGAAAAUAUUAUGCAGUAGAAGUGCGCCACAGUCUACAAUCAUUGUCAUCAUCAUGACUAUAGUUACUUUAGUACAAGUUGUAGUAUUAACUGCAGACCCAUUAAUGCCAGCACGAUAUGUUUCCAACAAUGAACUAGUUUAUGCAUAUUGUACAGCCAAUACUAUGAGCGGUUUUGGCUUGACUAUUUCUAUAUUAUUGGCGCUAAAUACAAUGUGCAUCAUAUUUGCAUAUAAAACUCGUAGAUUACCGCAAAACUUUAAUGAAGCUCGAUAUAUAUAUUUCGUAUCUAUUACUAUGUGCUUAGUGUUAUGUGUAAUUUUUCCGUCCUAUUUGGUUACACGGGGACCAAUUCAAAAUGCAAUUGCAGCCUUUAGUAUUUUUGCCAUUUCCACAGCUCUAUUAGCUUGUUUAUUUGUUCCCAAAAUCUACAUCAUAAUUUGUUAUCCUGAGCUAAAUACG